Drosophila biarmipes is the source of this 1669-nucleotide messenger RNA. It is a transcript of the gene POLDIP2, whose product is annotated as polymerase delta-interacting protein 2. The record is from RefSeq and is a predicted model, not a curated record. Lineage: Eukaryota; Metazoa; Arthropoda; Insecta; Diptera; Drosophilidae. Gene Ontology annotation, molecular function: DNA binding. Gene Ontology annotation, cellular component: mitochondrial nucleoid; nucleus. Bases 244 to 1542 code for a protein of 432 amino acids. Gene Ontology annotation, biological process: error-free translesion synthesis. The transcript is spliced from 3 exons.
AUAGUUAUCGGCGACUCGGCGCAAACGCGUAGUGUUUUUUUUCCAGUGCCGAAAACAAUAUCAAAAUUUUUUCAUAACAAUGUUGAUUUUUUAGAGACUGCUACAAAAUUUUAAAGCACAUGUACCUCGCUGAAGCGAAGCAAACGUGAGAACCGAUCGCCAGAAGAAGCCGCAGCUCGUUGCAUAAACCGCGCAGCUCCCCGCCGAAAGCAAAGAGGUGCUCCCCGGGAUCCCGAACUUUGGAUGCGCCGCGAUGGGCUUGCUGGUGCAAGUGUUCAAGUGGGACCAGCGAUGGCGCCUGCUGCAACGGGUGGACAUCCUGCUGCGGCGGGGCGUCAAGAAGCAAGCGGUGUACCCGACCAAGUGAGUAGGGUCCUGAAUCCUCCCGAAUAUUGCAUAACACAUCUUGCCCACAGACUCGCUGAGGUGGGUCGCUUGGUGGAGGCCCGCGACGACCGGUACGAGACGGGCCAACUCUUCCUGCACCGCAUCUUCGGCUAUCGCGGAGUCAUCCUCUUUCCCUGGACAGCCCGCGUCUACGACCGGGAUCUGCACAACCCUGGCAAGGUCAGCGCAACGACGACGGCGACCGCCAGUCCGACGCAGCAGCGCCGCACCAAAGAGGCUUCCCUACGGGUGAAGGCCAACACCUCCGCUCCGCCGACGGCCACAACCGCCCAGAGCGGCGAUGCCCCCUCCUCGGCGGCCUAUCAGUCAGACGCUCCCAGUGAGGCAGAAGGCACUACGAACAUAGGGACCGCCACGCAGGUGGAUCCCAAGGAGGUUAAAGGCAAAGUGCAAACCUUCUACCAGGUCCUAAUCGACACCCGCGACUGUCCCCACAUUCGCGCCCAGACCGAGGCGGUCACCUUCCUGGGCAACCAGGACUCCAACCGCAGCUUGUACGCCAUCCCCGGACUGGACUAUGUGGCUCACGAGGACAUCAUGCCCUACAACUCCAGCGAGAAGAGUCCGCUGCAACAUGAGCUGUUCGACAAGUUCCUCACGCACGCUCCAGAGGCGGAUCCGCCGUUCGUGGGACAGGACACCCUGAAGGCGUGGCAGGAGAAGAACCAUCCCUGGCUGGACAUGAGCGAUGUGCACAAGGAGACCACGGAGAACGUGCGCAUUACAGUAAUCCCAUUCUACAUGGGUUGCCGCGAGACGCCGGCUAGUUCGGUUUACUGGUGGCGUUACUGCAUCCGACUGGAGAACCUUGGCGAGCUGAGUGUGCAGCUGCGCGAACGCCACUGGCGCAUCUUCUCGCUGUCCGGAACCUUGGAAACGGUGCGCGGAAGGGGAGUGGUGGGCCAGGAGCCCAUUCUCAGCCCCCGGCUGCCAGCCUUCCAGUACAGCAGCCAUGUGAGCCUGCAGGCACCCAGCGGCCAUAUGUGGGGAACCUUCAGGCUGGAGCGCGAGGAUGGCUAUUCGUUCGAUUGCAAGAUUCCGCCCUUUUCACUGGAGAGCAAGCCGGACGACCUGGGACCACCCACACCGGCUACGCACAGCGCCCACGAUAAGAAGCGCGACGAUAGCGACUAAGAGGCAGUUGUUGAACCGUAGUUAAAUGAUUUUAAAACGCAAACUCUGACAAUGCAUGGGUACAUGUGUUUAGUGCAAAUUACAAUAAUCAACUAGGACGCAGAUCCCGUUCCGUUUCUCAGCCCAA